Messenger RNA from Aedes aegypti (yellow fever mosquito), 1034 nucleotides. It is a transcript of the gene Prosalpha3, whose product is annotated as proteasome subunit alpha type-4. Gene Ontology annotation, biological process: ubiquitin-dependent protein catabolic process. The coding region runs from base 156 to 941 and encodes 261 amino acids. Gene Ontology annotation, cellular component: nucleus; cytosol; proteasome core complex, alpha-subunit complex. NCBI's taxonomy places the organism in Eukaryota, Metazoa, Arthropoda, Insecta, Diptera, Culicidae. The record is from RefSeq and is a predicted model, not a curated record. The transcript is spliced from 5 exons.
AACAAAACAUCGCAGAAAUGCGAUGAUUUUAAGUUUCGCGACUGGCAGUGACUGUUUAUAUUUCGGGUCGUUCAGUUUUCCGAGCAAAACUAUUGAAAAAUUCAGUGAAAUACUUUAUUUUUCCACACUGUGAUACGAUUUACUGAUUCUUCAAAAUGGCUCGUCGGUAUGAUUCCAGAACUACUAUCUUCUCGCCCGAGGGCCGUCUCUACCAGGUCGAGUAUGCGAUGGAAGCCAUUUCGCAUGCCGGCACCUCUUUGGGAAUACUGGCUAAGGACGGCAUUCUGCUGGCGGCCGAAAGGAGGAACACCAACAAACUGCUCGAUAGUGUAAUCUUCUCGGAGAAAAUCUACAAGUUGAAUGAUGACAUGGUCUGCUCUGUGGCCGGAAUCACUUCGGAUGCCAACGUGCUGACGAAUCUACUUCGAGUGAUUGCACAACGCUACCAACUGAACUAUGGAGAAGCAAUGCCCUGCGAGCAACUGGUCUCGCAUCUUUGCGACGUGAAGCAAGCCUAUACCCAGUACGGAGGCAAACGUCCUUUCGGUGUAUCCAUUUUGUACAUGGGAUGGGACAAACAUUACGGAUAUCAGCUAUACCAGUCUGACCCCAGCGGAAACUAUGGUGGAUGGAAGGCGACUUGCAUCGGUAACAACUCAGCUGCAGCUGUGUCUGCGUUGAAACAAGAACUGGGAGACAGUGAAAUUACAUUGGUUCAGGCACAAGAUCUUGCGGUUAAAGUCCUGUCAAAAACUUUGGAUAUGACGAAAUUGACGUCGGAAAAGAUCGAAAUGGCAGUCUUAACGCGGGAAAACAACAAAACCGUAAUCAAAAUCCUCUCCAGCACGGAAGUGGAUGCGCUCAUUGCCAAGUACGAGAAGGCAGAAGCUGAAGCCGAAGCGGCUAAGAAGGAAAAGUUGGCGCAAAAGUCGGAUAAGUAAGGAACUCCGGAUGAAAAGUAAGACACACAUUUAAACUUAAAUCGGUUCAAUUUUCAUUUCCAAAUAUGUGAAUACAUUGUUCGGUAAAUCGGA